Kluyveromyces lactis is the source of this 1701-nucleotide messenger RNA. It is a transcript of the gene SSP1, whose product is annotated as Ssp1p. The transcript has a single exon. Lineage: Eukaryota; Fungi; Ascomycota; Saccharomycetes; Saccharomycetales; Saccharomycetaceae. The record is from RefSeq and is a predicted model, not a curated record. Bases 1 to 1701 code for a protein of 566 amino acids.
AUGGAAGAGCCAGAUGAAGUAGAUGAGUAUAGUUACUCUGAGUUGGACCGUCCACAGUACCCUACACCAAAGGUUAUAGAUUCGAAAAAGAUCUAUGAACGGCUAAAGAGUAAAGUACAGUUUUGGAAACAUCAGGAUGUAGACGGAUCCUCUUUCAAUACGAUGGAUAAGAGACAACAGGAGCUCUGGAAAUUGAUAAGAGAUAGUCCCUUGAAAUUCAAUCAAAAUAACGGUGCUCCCGAAUCAAAAGAGGCCCAUGCUAGUCCCUUACAACCAAUUGGGGAAAGUGCCAAUACUUUCCUUACCGAUAACGAUAAAGAUGUUAACGUUGGCGAUCAGUUCAUAAAAGUAUCUCCAAUGAAGAUUACAGCUCUAGACCAAUCGCCAUUAUUUGAGGUGCACUCUACCACGAAGGAACUGACAGGACCAUCGCCACCUGUUCUAGUGGAAAGGUUAACGGAUAAGUUGCAUUUUAAGAAGGUCGGGUUGAAAAGGAUUCAGGAUCGACUUGGAAAGAUUGCUGAUUCCAAGGAAAAUGUUGCCAGGAAUUAUAAUAAGUUGGCAUCAGAAAUCACAGCAUGGUGCUCUUUGUGCCUAGAGAGAGAUUCAGAGUUAGAUUUGUUAACUGAUUUACAACAGGUGUUGGCAGCGGAUAAGAAGUCAGAACAGACAAUGACCAGGCUCUUCAUGAUGAUAAAUGCUAAGUUAGAAUACGUCGCUAAACGUGAAGAGAACAUGUUACAGGAACGUAAGGAUAUGAACGCUUUGACAAAGAAAUACGAUGCGUUGAGGGUUAGGAAGGGAGAUCAAAGUAUGGAAACUCAAUACCUGAAAGAAAACUUGCAAAGGAAAAGAACUUCUCUUCAGCAGCUGACAGAGCAGUACUAUGAAUCGCUAAGUAAAAUAUUGCGCGAAGAGUUCACAAGAGCGUGUUUUACCAUAUAUGAGAUGGGAUCUGAAUUGAAAGAUGUUACCAGAGAUUUCUCUCUACAAAGUAUUGAGCUUUUGAAGAAUGGCAAUGACAGUGACUAUAUCGAUGGUUUCUUAGAAGAUGUAAGAAAGCUAAGAGCUGAUAAGCAAUGGAACAAGCUAUCAAUGCAAGAGAAAAAUAACCCUAAUAAAUUGGCAGAAUUGGUGGGUAACCUUUACAAUGGCCAGGACUCAUUAUUGAGAAUAGCUUCAAAUAAAGUCCCAAUAAAAUUCUCACCGUUGCCCUUGCAUGAAAAUGCUUCGACCAGUACUUUAGAUCCACAGCAUUUCAAAGCAAGUGAGGGACUUGAUCUAUCAAUGUCUCAAUAUGGCACUGACAAAUACAAUGACAUUACCACAAAUAAAUUCAUGUUAAAGAAGCCUUUGUUUACAGAUGUUAGGCCCGUUUCACAGCAGCCCUUGCAAACGUUGCAGAAUUUGAGAGCGCCAGUUUCAAGCCAUGGGGCUACUGGUAGUGCAGGUGGAGGUGCCACCCGGCAGCGAAAUUUAGCUAGCAAUAUUGCCAACAAUUACCCAUACCAACGAGGACCAUCACUUGUUAGAUCUAAAGCAGAACCCAACGGUUUGAGAAAUGAAAUAAUAUCUGAAAAUGUGUCCGCGGAAUCCAUAGCUGAUGCUGAUGAUAAAGAAGUGGUUAUCAAGUUUGGUCAUGAUUUAACUAAUUCAUUUAUAGAGGCGGACCAACUCUUAGCCACCAAUGCUUGGGAUUGA